AUGGCUCGCUGCAAAAACACUGAUGGAAGUUACACAUGCCAUUGUCGAUCAGGUUACUAUGGAGAUGGAAUAACAUGUACAAAUAUUGAUGAGUGCACAGAGGUCCGGGAAUAUCCCUGUCACAGUGACGCCGUGUGUGAGAAUACUGAAGGCAGUUUUAGAUGUACUUGCAAAGCCGGCUUUUUUGGUGAUGGACGUAAAUGUGAACCUGACGCCGAUUGUACUGCGGGACAAUCCUGUAACGCGCAUGCGCACUGUGUGCGAAACAUACUCGGUGGCUAUGAGUGCGUAUGUAAUGGCGGAUUCACUGGAGACGGAACCACGUGUACAGAUAUCGAUGACUGUGCUUCUGAUACAACUAACGGAUGUCACGCGGAUGCCAUCUGUUCCAAUGUCAAUGGAGGGUACCAAUGUGAAUGCAAGGAGGGUUUUACAGGAAACGGCUGGCAUUGUGAAGAUCUCAAUGAAUGUGCAGAUACGUCACUGGGAGGAUGUGAUGCAAAUGAAAUAUGUGUAAACGAGUAUGGUACUUAUUCCUGUACAUGCAAAUUUGGAUACGAGGCUGAUCUGAACACUGGGGCUUGUGUGGAUAUCGACGAAUGUAGCAACCCCGGCAAUAAUGUCUGCGACAGUUUAGCGGAUUGCUACAACACUCCUGGUAGUUAUUAUUGUCAGUGCAAAGAUGGGACAGACGGUAAUGGAAUUACCUGUACAGCUAUUGAUGAAUGUAAACUGGGAACUCACGACUGCGACACCAACUCCAUGUGCGUUGACUUAGAUUUUGGCUUCUCAUGCGAAUGUCUGCCUGGGUAUAUAAGUGGAGGAGACACAUGCAAUGAUUUCGAUGAAUGUUCGGAUGCAGCUUUUAAUGACUGCCACGUGAAUGCCGCGUGUGCCAACGAAGACGGCUCAUACACAUGUACCUGUUUACCUGGUUAUGAUGGAAAUGGGUUUAUAUGUCACGCUCCAGACGUGUGUGAAAAUGUGGACUGCGGCGAGGCUUACUGUGAGCCUGUGGACGGCGUUGCCACGUGUGUGUGCGCCAAAGGUUAUGACUAUAUACUCGUCGGACAGACUUGUGAAGCCUUCGACGAAUGUGUGGAAGGAACCCCUUCCUGCGAUGAGAAUGCCGACUGCAUUCCUACAUCUGGUGGCUAUGAGUGUAAAUGUAUUGAUGGUUACUAUGGCGAUGGACAAACAUGUACAGAAAUAAGACCAUGUAACUGGAAAUCGCCUUUUGGACAUCGUUGUGGCGGCGAGAGUACUGGAUGUGAGGAAACCACGGGUGGUGGAUACAAGUGUCCCUGUGGAAUCGGAUUUAGUCGUAAUAGCGAUGGUAUAUGUGCUGAUAUCGAUGAAUGCAGUCCUGGAACUAAUACAUGUGUCGCCACUGCGCAGUGCACGAAUACGUACGGUGCAUUCCUUUGCACGUGCCCCGAUGGAUAUGGAGGCGAUGGUACGGUCACCGGGGAAGGCUGCAUUAACAUCGAUGAAUGUGCACUAGGGACAGCAAUAUGUGGCGCCAAUACCGAGUGCGUUGAUAACGAUGGUAGCUAUACCUGUUCGUGCGUUGACGGGUUCAGAAAAUCACAAGCCGACAGAUGCGUUGAUAUCAACGAGUGCAGUGAAAAUAAUCCGUGUGGACAGGACGCCAUUUGCACCAACACCAAAGGAAGCUACGAGUGUAUAUGUCAACUUGGUUUCCAAGGUGACGGCUUCACAUGCCAAGAUAUCGAUGAAUGUUUGGAAGGUACCCAUCCAUGCCAUCAAUUUGCCGACUGUAGCAACACACUUGGGAGUAGCACGUGUACUUGCCGGGAUGGUUAUAUUGGCGAUGGCAUAGUUUGUACUGAAACUGACCAGUGCCCUGGAGAGACUCUUCAAUGUGGGACUAACGAGUACUGUGUGAUGGUAGGCGGAUCGCCGACAUGUCAGUGCAAAGGAGGCUAUACCCUGGAUCUAUCUGGCAACUGUAUUGAUAUCAAUGAAUGCUUUGAGGGAACGGAUUCAUGUGAUCCGGCAGCAUCCUGUACCAAUACAGACGGGUACUAUGUAUGGCGUGUAAUGCAGGUUACCAAGGAAAUGGACACUUUUGCGAGGUGUGAUAUAACAACCAAUGUAUGGCAAUGUGAAGCACCAACCGCCUAUAAGAAGGAAGAAACCUUCUUUUUGAGGCCAAAUAGGACCAAGGCUUUUUUAAAAUACUUAAUGCGACAUUCACGAACAUAUGUUGAUGAGUGUGCAACUGGCGAUGAUAACUGUGACGUCAAUGCUGACUGUUAUAAUGGUCUGGGUAAUUAUGGAUGCCUAUGUAGAGAUGGUUUUACCGGCGAUGGAUUUUCUUGUGUCGAUAUUGAUGAGUGCAGCGGGGCAAACCAAUGUGGAAGUCACGUGACAUGUGUGAAUCAACCAGGUUCAUACGAAUGUCAAUGCAUAGAUGGAUUUUAUCAAGUUGAUGAUUAUUCGUGUAUGGAUAUCAACGAAUGUGAAACACCUGACGUAUGUAAGAACGGUGCCACGUGUAUAAACACAGUUGGGUCAUUCAAUUGUGCUUGCCUUGAUGGUUUCGAAGUCAGGUUUGGUAUCGAUGGAUGUUUUGAUAUUGAUGAGUGUGCUCGAGGAAGAGACAGUUGCCAUAGAGAUGCUGUGUGUGCCAACAAUGUCGGUAGCUACACGUGCGUAUGUAAGGAUGGCUUCAGCGGGGAUGGAACUAUCUGCACAGAUGUUAACGAAUGUUCACUCGGAAACUAUGGUUGUGUCGCACCGGCAACUUGUACGAAUGUUAUCGGCGGAUUCUACUGUGCUUGUCCUGACGGAUUUAUUUCUGAUGGAAAUAAAGGUUGUAUAGAUAUAAACGAAUGUGAAGAACCUGUGAGUUCGUACUAUGCCGCCGUAUGUCCUGAAGGAAGCCGUUGUAUUAACCAAUCACCAGGCUCCACGUGUACAUGUAUGAAUGGUUAUGAGUUACAGGCAGACACUUGUGUUGAUAUAAAUGAAUGCGAUCUUGGAUUAGCGUCCUGCCCAGAACAUAGUCACUGUAUCAACACAUUAGGCUCCUAUACCUGUACGUGUGAUGACGGUUUCUAUGGCAACCCAACGAUAUGUCUAGAUGUGAAUGAAUGCAACGAUCUGCUUGUAUGCGGUGCCCAUUCACAGUGUAUAAACACCGAGGGAAGCUUCAGCUGCAUUUGUGACAGCGGAUUCCAAUUGGUCACCUAUCCACAUGGACAAUGGUGUGAAGAUGUGAACGAGUGUGAAUUACCCGAAUUUGAAGGAUGCGGUAACAAUUCCAGGUGUUUGAAUCUUGCGUGUGGAGCAAUAUGCCAGUGCAAUGUGGGAUAUGAAAUGAUUGAUGGGCAGUGUGUUGAUAUCGACGAAUGUAGAAGACUUCAUGGUUGCAGUGCUAAUGCUAUUUGUAUCAACACUGAUGGUGACUAUGAAUGCCGAUGUAACGACGGUUACCAUGGUGAUGGAUUUGUCUGCACACCGAUUUGUGACCUAUCCGGGCCAUGUAACAACAAAAGAGCAUGUGUUAUGACCACUGAGGAAACUGGUGUGAUUCUACCAACAUGUGAUUGCCGGUGUAAAGAACACACAUGCAUGAACACACCGGGACUUGUGUGUGGAACCAAUGGGAAAACGUAUCUCAGUCACAACCACUUAAUCCUCACGAAAUGUCGAACCGGAGUGGGAGUUGGCUUUGAUUACCCCGGUCCUUGCAAACAUACAUUUACCUGUGAUGGGGUGCAGUGUCGUAAUGGUGCACAGUGUACUGUUGAAACUCGAACUGGAAGACCACGCUGUAAAUGCAUGACGUGUCCGGCCGAUCCGAAUCCCGUUCCCGUCUGUGGUAGCGAUAGGGUAACGUACCCCAGUCAAUGUGAACUAGAUUUUCAUGUGUGUAAGACAGGGAAGGUGAUUGUCAAAGCGUAUGACGGAGCAUGUAUAUACAAUUGCCGUCCUGGCCCAUGGGAACCAUGGUCGCCGUGCUCGGUCACGUGUGGGGAAGGAGGAGUGACAACACGGCAACGACACAUUCGAGAGGAAGGAAAUGAACUCGGGGAAAGCUGCCCAGCUCUGACAAUUACGAAAGCUUGUCCAGAUAUGCAACCAUGUGAGUGUGAAAAGCUACAAUGUCAAUACGGAGCGACGUGUGUUGUCGGAACCAAUGGGCAGGAGCAUUGUCAAUGUCCCAAAUGCAGAAACGUGUACGCAUUCCCAGUGUGCGGGCAGUAUCUAGACACAAAGGAGGUAUACCGUUCGGAGUGCCAUAUGUUAAAAGCGGCAUGUGAACAAGGGAAAGUGAUCACUCUAGUCCAAUAUGGAGAAUGCACGUCUGAAAUUUCCGAGCCGCUGUAUUGCGGAUUAUUACCGUUCCUGGUGACUCCGGUCAACGCUAACAACUGCACGUCUAGUGUCACUCAUGACAUUGGCCUGUGUCGCGGUGGUUGCAGCACCGGAUACGAUCUAUGCUGCGAGCCUGCUACAGUUUCCUCUCAACGAAUUGAUCUUACCUGCCCAGAUGGUAGCUCCGACGAGGCACAUAUCAACGUCAUCACAGAAUGCCAGUGUACCGCUUUUGAAAACUUGGAAAACGCGAACGCUACCAGUCCUACGAAGAGGGCGGAGAGGAGCUUACGAGAAUAUUUCCAACAAACUGGCCAGAGCCUUUGUCCGGUACGAUAAACGACAGACCACAUGAAUUGUACAACUUUUCUCAUUGUAUCUUGUAAAAAUGUGUCUAAAUAAAUUAUUCUAGCCUUAUUACUCGACGUAUUAUAAAAUAACGGUACUUACCAAUUUUACAUGCGGCUGCUAUAUUCAAAUCUUUUUUUUUUCACUUGCUGUAUAAUUAAAUACACUAUGUUAUUAUUUCAAAGUCUUUAAACAUUACGAAAUUUACCUAUGGGUGUGUCAACUCUGUAAAUAUUAUAAACAACUAAACUUAUGUACAUUUCAAUUUACUAAUAUAUUUACAGUAUGUGAAAAAGUAAAGUUCUGAUAACCUUGGACUUGACGAUCUGUGUAGAAUAGUGUGCUCAGGAAUUAAAGAGGAUGGCUAAAUUAAGCGGCUUUAAAUUUGAACUGUUAUAAGCUAAGAUCUGGACAGCUAAACAAAAUAAACUAUUGCAAAUACGUUCCUGACUAUCACAGUUUCAUUGUGACGGUUACAGGAAUAAAAACCCUUCCAUUUAAAUGUAAGGGCACAAUGGCUAAAAUGCAUGAUGUAGUAUACCCCCGAUUCUAACUUUACGACUCGUGUCUGGUAAUCGAACAACUAUAGUAGUAUACACGCUUACAUGUACAUGAUAUGUAGAAAUAAAGUUAUAUUCAAACAGCA
Saccoglossus kowalevskii is the source of this 5341-nucleotide messenger RNA. RefSeq lists its product as uncharacterized. Lineage: Eukaryota; Metazoa; Hemichordata; Enteropneusta; Harrimaniidae. The record is from RefSeq and is a predicted model, not a curated record. Gene Ontology annotation, molecular function: protein binding; calcium ion binding.